This is a messenger RNA of Oncorhynchus kisutch (coho salmon), 4981 nucleotides long. It is a transcript of the gene mdfi, whose product is annotated as MyoD family inhibitor. Lineage: Eukaryota; Metazoa; Chordata; Actinopteri; Salmoniformes; Salmonidae. The transcript has 3 exons. The record is from RefSeq and is a predicted model, not a curated record. Bases 1 to 750 code for a protein of 249 amino acids.
AUGCUUGUAGCAUGUGUCUGGCGCUGGGCCUCUGACAAGCUGUCUGAGAACAAUGUGCAGAGUGAGCUUUACAAUGAAAGCAACUAUUGUAAUUGUUUUUCUUAUUUUUCUUUGUUCCUGUCCUCAGGUCAACCCCAGACACGAUCUACCCCCAUACAUCCCACCCAGCCUUGCCUAACCCAGCCCACCAGCCAGCUACGCAAUGGAGCCAAGCCCCACACACACACCCCGCACACACACACCCCGCACUGCACACACACCACCAACACACAUGCCUCUCACCCCAAUGGAGUGAGGAACGGAGGGCUUCAUGAUCGGCCGGCCCCCAACUCCCUACCCAGGGCGGCCUCUUCCUCCUCCUCGUGUUCCUCAUCGGAGUUGAAGAACCCUAAGAAGCUCCAGUCCAACCCCUCCAUCACCUCUCAGAGCAGCAAGAGGAGCAAGAGCUCCUCCAAGAGCAACAGCUCCCAGAUACCUAUAGAGGCACAGGAUGACUGUUGUGUUCACUGUAUCCUGGCCUGUCUGUUCUGUGAGUUCCUGACUCUGUGUAACAUCGUGUUGGACUGUGCCACCUGUGGUUCGUGUGCGGGGGACGACUCGGCGUGUUUCUGUUGCUGCUGUGCCUCCGAGGAGUGUGGCGACUGUGAGCUGCCAUGUGACAUGGACUGUGGGAUCAUCGAUGCGUGCUGCGAGUCUGCAGACUGCCUGGAGAUCUGUAUGGAGUGCUGCGGCCUCUGUUUCUCCUCCUGAGCCUUUCAAACUACACAGGGCGAUAUAUAUAUAUAUAUAUAUAUAUAUAUAUAUAUCUCACUCACUGACACAGCUCAGGCUCAGUCAGAGAUACUGUAUAUAAUGACAAGAUGGUCUUGUCUCCAACCUAACAAUGGGAGUCAUUGUCCCAAAGGCAGGCGGUCUGCUUAUCGCUUCACCUCUUCCUCUCUGGCUCAGUAGAGAAGGCAGUGGAGGGGCGGAUCAUUGGUCAAUGUAAGGACAUAUCAUUGGCUUUGACCAAGGUAGAGCGCUGACAUUGUUCAAUGUUGUGGACAAUCCGUUGGAAUUGACCAAUCAAAGGACAGGGACUACUCUUUGGCUUCUCCUGCUCACCUCCUCUGUGUUGCUUGUCGGUUUACUAUAUCUCUCAUUGUUAUGCAUAUGUUUUGCUUAGAUCGAUAUGGGAUUCUUGGGUCUGAUAACGAUAGGAGGGAGGCAAAGUCACUGAUUUACUGAUAUAUCACCCAAUAUAUUGUUUUUAGAUGUGAAUAACAUACUUUUUUUUACACAAAUUGUGCUCCAAAGGAUUAACGGAUACUCUAAAUUAUAAUUUCUUAACAAAAUAUUAAAGUAAACAUUAUUUAAGAUAUCCACAAAAAAGCAACUAUAUCCUCUAUAAAUACAACAGUAAAACUUGUUUAGUGUCCCUUCUUAAACAAAUCUUUUAAGUUGUCCCUAUCUAUGGCAGUGGAUAAGAAGUAUGCAAAAGUGCUUGUGUUAAACCACCACAAGGUUGAAUGAAUUAAACUUAGUCUCAAAGUAAAUCUGAAACUGCACUGUUCACAAAUAAGCAUUGAAAUGCAGUAACAUGCUGUUCCUAAUCUCACCGCUAGGUGUCAGCGUCAGCAUUUGUCUUGAGUAGAUUACCAGCGUCUACAACAGUCAGAGGUCAUGUAAACAAACACUUUAUGGCAACCUUGCAAUGAGAGUAGGAUAUGACAAGCACAAGCUAGCUGUUCAUUACGACAAUGUUUUCUUACAGAAACCAUAUCUACAUCACUGUUAUUCAAUACGAAUAUAUUGGCUGUAAUUUUCAACUGCAAAUGGCUUGCGCUGAUGACUAAAAACAUUUAUGCAGGCAAAUGAUCGCCGCACUUGUUUUAGUCACACGUUCUCAUUUAGCUAGCUAGCUAGCUAGAGUUAUCUCAUCAUGAACGCAAGCACAUGGCCUGCUUUUUGCAGAUUGCAGAUUUCGGAAAACAAACUAAAUAAGCCCACUGGCUAAUAUAAUAGGCCCAGACAGUAACAGUGUUAUUUUUGUAUCAAGAACGAUUGUUCACUUUGGCGCUUGACAAGUGUUGCACAUAAGUAGCAUAUAUUGCUAGCUAGCAAAGUGAGCUACGUUGCUGGCCAGAUAGCUGAGCUGACGUUAACUAAGUGAGAAUGUGAUGAGGACAGGGCUGCUUGCUUGGUGAAGUGUACUUUUGAUUAUAUACUUAUUCAAAUACGUUGGCUGUGGCAAGCUACUCACAGGCUAACCACCAUGCCUACUCUCUCACGUUGUGACCUAGGCCUGAAUGAUGUUCAAUGAGCAGCUCAUAGAGCGCCCUCUUCAGGCAACCAUUGACCAUUAAAAAAGUUACCAUAAAUGAGCAGACGUAUUUGUUUAUUCUAUGCAUAUAAUGUAACGAAACAGCAGGGAGCAGGUCUCGAACCCAUGACCUUCCAGCGCGCUAUCGACUGUGCCGCAAAAGCAUGCUCAAGCGGCAGAGUCGAUUUCCGCGCUUAUAAACCCAGGGUCGUUACAAUAAUAUCUAUGCUUUAUCUGUGGAAUAAAUAGCGAAACAAAUCUUUCUGCUAAAGGCUAAUAUCGGUCAACUGAUUUAUCUAGUUUUUCUACUGUACGGUCGCUGUGCUACAGCGAUGGUUCUGGACAGCUUCUCUCUCUGGACUGUUCUUUUGGACUCUGUGAGCCAUCUCUUAUUACAGCAGAACACCCUGUGUCUCCAAAGGCUCAGCAGCACAAUGACUGGCUCUCCAUGCAUGAGAAUGACCUUGAAGGCAAAUGAGAAAAUGGCCCCAUUUAACAGGAUUUUUGUGUUUCAGUAGAUAAGACUGCAGAGUAAUGGGAAAAUGGUCGCUCAGAUCUGAGCAGCACUCUAGUUUGUCCUUGGCAAGGUUAAAGUCUUCCAGUUUUAGUGCUAACCGUUUCUUUCUCGACGUGCACAGUCCAUGUGGAGGGUCUGUCUACCGCAGUUGUCCUGUCAGAGUUGCUUGGACUGGGAGUAGGGGGCUCAGCUACAAACCAAUGGAAAUGGGCCAACAAUGCUACAGACAUUUUGUUCCAUAGCCCAUUAUUAGCACAUCUAAUUCAGCUAAUCAAGAUAUUGAUUUUUAGUUGAUGAUUUGAAUCAGGUGGGUUAGUGCUGGGCUGAACGAAAGUCUGCACACCCUUUGACGCUCGAAGAUCAGGAGAAGAAAACUGGUCACUACAGUAGAGUCCCGUGUUUGUCCAUGACCCGUAGGCGCGUUGUAGACAGACCUAGCAAAGGACACAUCCUCCAUCUUACUCAAACAUGUGAAAGGAGAGCUCUUUCUCUUAGGGCUUUCCUCUUUCUGCAAUUUUAUUUUGAAUCUUAACCAUACUGUCUGGAUAUUUUGAAUGAUUUCCAUGUUGUAAACAGAUUUCAGACCUAACAGGUAGACUGGGAGAGAUCAUUCAAACUCUCAAGGCCUUUACCUGAUAUCUGUCAUUCUAAUGUACUGUACUGUAUAUGAACGGAAGGCCUCCACUUUACUCCAGGCCUGGAUUGUCUCUCCUCACUACAAAAAUGAUAUUAAUCCAUCUUAUUUUAUGUCCAUUUUUUUCUUCUCUUCCAGUAUGAAAAUUACAUUUCUAUGUUAUCAGCUCCAACCUCUCUCCCUGUAAAGCAGUAGUUCUUCAAAAUGUUAUUUUAUUCCCAGAUGUAAGAUAUCUGGGGAUAUUUUGCUAACUAAUUUGAAUGGUACGUAGAUUAGUUGUAUGAUUAUAGAAUAGGUUCUGCAAACUCAAACACUACAACACAUACACCUUUCUGCCCAGCAACUCAUAUGCAAUUUGGACUAAAUCAUGUGUUUAUAUUGAAUAUCCUGUGGCUCCUGAUUGCUCUGGUCUGGCACUGUGUGGAUCCUCGCAUGACUGUGUGAGUUUUCUCAUACCAAAGAAAAUAGUUUUUGUAGCUUAGCCUCUGCCGAGUCUCCAACAUCCGGAUGUUCUGGUUUUCAGGGAAAAUGGAAAUAGAGCCUCUGAUGCUAUUCCACUUUUGGACGUUAACAAGACGACUUUCCAUCUUAACUCCUCCUCCACAUUUACUGGAUUGGUUGAACAGUGCAGAAGAUAAACUUUUUUUCUUCUCAUCAAGACCAGUAUGUAGGGGUCUAGUUUCAGGCGUAUAUUUUACUCCUGCUACGUCAGGUUUGUUUUGUGAUACAUCUUUCUCUAUGGAUCCUAUAUUCUGUACAAGGUUUUCAGCUUGGUUUUAGGGUAUAAUUUGGCUUAUCAAACCAGCCUCUUGCCUUUAUUGAUUCCAAGGGCUUGCAGACGUGUUUUACUGGGUGCACCUGCUAAUGAAAGAUAUUCCUUACUUGGAAUACUAGCAAUCUCUCAGAAGAGGGAUUAUCUAUCUGUACUGUACCUCUACACGGGGCCUGAGGUCAAAUUGAAUAGUUGCAUUAAGAUUAUUACCCCUGAUUUAUGAAUUAUGUAGAGAGAGAGAGAGGUGUUGUGAUAUUGUACAUCCAAUCAAUGUUUGGUAAAGCCCUGGAAAUAUGCCUAGCCCUAACUAUGUAGGGAGUUUUCAUGGAAUCUUUUUAAAAUCAGAAUUGUGAAUUUGAGAGAUAGAUGAAGCCAUAAUGAUAUUCGUUGUCUUGGAUGCACUCUGAAUCAAACAGGAACACUAGCUAAUCUAGUCAAGUUGUAGUGUUUAUACUCAAAUAGUUAGGAGACAACUGGAAAAUAAAUCAACUUGAUAAUGCCCAGAUGAACAAUGACUUUCUGCAUUCCCUAACAGUGCAAGGUACCUUUCCAGUGCAAUCUCUCAUUUGAGUUUUUAAUUAUUAUUAUAAUAUUUUUUUUUUACAUUUGAUCAAAUGUGCCUUCAAACAUCUCAUGGAUAUAAACUGUAAUGUUAGCCUGCUCUGGUGAAAGCAGUCAAUUCAAGCAUUAUGUCCAAUACAUGUGUGUAGUGUUUACCCAGUGCUGUGUGUAAUAAAAUGACUGUGUAAGAAGUGA